UAGGUUGUCGCUCUUCUGUGUUGUCAUAUCCAAACAUGUACAUCAUGUUCAAACCGCUAGAUUUUUUUAUUCCUGUUUUUUGAUUCCUAUCACCAUGAGUAACCCUUGUAGAGAAGUGAUCACUCUCCAGCUGGGACAUUACUCAAACUUUGUGGGGACUCACUGGUGGAAUUUACAGGAUGCAUCUCUGUCAUAUGAUCCAGAAGCCCCACCGGGUGAUGUCCAGAGUGAUGUUGUGUUUCGUGAAGGACAGACUCUGGGCGGACAUGUCACCCACACACCUCGGCUCAUCAUCAUGGAUCUCAAAGGAAGUCUUCGGACCCUACGGCAGGAAGGAUACCUGUAUGACCCGGGAAAAGACACGUCAGCUGUCACAUGGGAGGGAAACCUCAUGAUGCACCAAGAAAGUCCUCCUCCUAAGAACUCCUUUCUUGAAGAUCUGGACAAGUUGGAUAGAGGGGAGAUCCUGGCUGAAGCUGAUUUUUACUCCACUCCUCAGCCUCACUGCUCUGCGAGCGCAGUGAGUGUGGACACAGUGAACAGUCAGCUGGCUCGGGUGCAGAAGGCGUACAGGCUGGAGGGCAGCGUAAAGGUGUGGUCAGACUUCCUCAGGAUCCACCUGCACCCUCGCACCAUCUCUGUCAUCCACCAGUACAACCAUGACGGGGAGGCUCAUCGUCUGGAAGCUUUUGGUCAGGGAGAAACUCUUCUGCAGGGGCUGGUGCUCGAGGAGCUGGAGGACAAGCUGCACUUCUUUGUGGAGGAGUGCGAUUACCUUCAGGGUUUCCAGGUUUUGUGUGACCUCGCUGACGGGUUUUCAGGCCUGGGCUCUAAAGUCACAGAGCUGCUGCAGGACUCUUAUGGAGGGAGAGGUAUCCUCACCUGGGGGUUAGCACCUGUCAGUCACCCAAACUCAACCCCAAUGAAGGACCUGUACCACAUGUUGAACUGUGCGUUAGGAACAGUUGACCUGGCCAAUCACAGCUCCUUUUUCUGUCCUCUGACCCUCCGUGGUGGACUUGGAAGACGACCCUCCUCUCCCAUAGCAUUCCCAUAUCUGACCUACGAUCCCUCACUGUGGUUCCACUCCAGCUCCGUUCUGGCGUUGGCCCUCGAUGCCUUAACUCUGCCUUACAGGCUGAGGAACAACAGUGUCCCCAUGUGGCAGCUGGCAGACACACUGGCUGUGUCAGGGAAGAAGGUGGUUGCUGCUUAUGGUGCCAUCCCUUUUCCCAUGAUGCAUGGCGGCUCUCUCCCUGAUGCUCUGAGCACCUGCGCUGAUUCGCUGCCAUGGCAACCCUUAUCAGCGUGUCCUGAACUGGGUGAUGGUCGAUGCUAUGGACAGUGGACGAUGCUCAAAGGGUUCGAGGGCCAGAAACUCAUCAGCUCUCUAGCUCCAGGGAUCAAACCACCGACUCCUCUGCACAGCCUGUACAGCGGGGAGGACGUCCUGGCCUCCUACAUCAGAUCCUUCUAUCCUACAGCUCCUCUAGCCCUUCAGCUGGUGCCUUCUUCCAGUAAGCUGACGCCACCUUUCCCUCAGAUCUUCAGUCAGUCUGUGGAUGCUCAGGGCUUCCUGCAGAGUCAGCCUCCACCGCCCGGCUCUCCCGCCCCUGUGGUUUCCUCUGUUCCCGUCUUGACGUCCCUCCAGUCCAGUCCCUCCCUCAGCCCCUGGCUGUCCGAGCUUCAUCGAGGUGUCAGCGCUUUCGACAUCCGCCGCGUGGCCCCCAGUUUCCUCUCACACGGGCCUGAAAUGGCCGACUACAAGGAGUCCCUGGAGCAGCUGCGCAUACUGGCCCGAUGCUAUCGUGAUGACAGUGGCGGGGUGAUGCGCUCUUCAUCAGAGGAGGAUGAUGAUGACUGAAUCUGGCAGUCUGAGCUUCAUCAUCUGGAUAAAAUGACAGCUGCUGCGUUUAUAGAGACACGGAGAGGGAAAGAGGAGCUGAGGCUCUGUGAAGGAUCAGGACUGAAUUACACGCUGACUGAAGUAAGCAAACUGGUGUUACUGAGCCUGCAGGACACUGAUGAGGUUAUUGAAAGUUUGAUCUCUUAAAGAGAUAAAUGUUGAAGCAUCAUGAAACUGUAAGGACUGUGGUUAGAUUUCUGUAAAUGACUGUAUCUCUAAUGUUUUUAUACUAAACGCACACUAUAAAAUGACUGUAUUUACAUAAACGUUUAUUGUUUUGGGCACAGGUUGCUCCGAAUGUUUAAAGAGUAAAUGACCGAUGUUGAAAAAGCACAUUAGCUUUGUCUUGUGGAAACAUUUCCCUCUUAUCAUAAAAUAGACAUGCCUGUAUAACAUUGUUUUGCUUCAACACACUAAAAAAGUAAAACUGACCAAAAUUCAGAGCAUGACAGUUAAAAUCUGCUUGUAGCUCUUUAAUUAUCCUGCAUCUACAUGAUAGUGCUGCACAAUUAAUCUAAAAGCAAUUGUGAUGUCAGGCUGUGCGAUUACAUGAUCCCAUAAAAUGCUGCCGUUAUUUCAGUAUGAAGUAGUACUUGAAAAGUUUAUGAAAAGCCUGCAGAAAGGCUUUGAAGUUUACAACAGUGCCACUAUUGCUCUUUGUAGAAGCACCCUUUAUUUAAUAAAAUCAAAUAAAUAUCUUUUGGGCAAAGUUAUUUUAAAGCAGUACUGGAAAAACUUCAGCUUUUGAAUUUUUUUAUGCUGCUUUGUAUGUUUUCAGUUGAGAUAAACACUUCAAAAAUAUUAUUGCUCUCUGCAUUUCCCUUGAUAAUCAAACAGAUUAACCAAGCACGCCAGAUGGAUUUGUUUCACACAUCCAUCUGGGAAACCUCUCAUACACAGUGUUUGGGAAAGGGCAGAGCCUUUGAAAAAAAACUUGGAGGGUGAUUGGAUGAACAUCUAUCUGUCACAUCUUUAAGGGCCAAUCAGAGCAACAAAACAUGUGAUGCAGCCGCCAGCAAGCUGCGCCCCUACCGAAGAUGUAAACUCCAUAAGAGCUACAUAACGUGAACCAUGGCGACUGUAGACAUGUCAGUACAAGACUUUUGUCGUUUAUGAAA
Messenger RNA from Cheilinus undulatus (humphead wrasse), 3024 nucleotides. RefSeq names its product misato mitochondrial distribution and morphology regulator 1 (gene msto1). Bases 95 to 1864 code for a protein of 589 amino acids. Lineage: Eukaryota; Metazoa; Chordata; Actinopteri; Labriformes; Labridae. Gene Ontology annotation, cellular component: cytoplasm. The record is from RefSeq and is a predicted model, not a curated record. Gene Ontology annotation, biological process: mitochondrion distribution. The transcript is spliced from 14 exons.